Messenger RNA from Cynara cardunculus var. scolymus (artichoke), 1459 nucleotides. Its product is annotated as O-acyltransferase WSD1-like. The coding region runs from base 1 to 1449 and encodes 482 amino acids. Gene Ontology annotation, cellular component: plasma membrane. Lineage: Eukaryota; Viridiplantae; Streptophyta; Magnoliopsida; Asterales; Asteraceae. Gene Ontology annotation, molecular function: diacylglycerol O-acyltransferase activity; long-chain-alcohol O-fatty-acyltransferase activity. The transcript has 7 exons. The record is from RefSeq and is a predicted model, not a curated record. Gene Ontology annotation, biological process: triglyceride biosynthetic process.
AUGGCCGCCAUUCCAGCUUUGAACCCUCUUAAGAUUCCAACCACCACAAAUGGAGAAACAUUUGAGGGUUUUAAAAGGGGAUAUGACCAUGACCAUGACCAUGACCAACCACUGAGUCCUAUGGCUCGAUUGUUUCAUGAGCCUGGUUCUAAUGUCUAUAUUGUUGGCAUCAUAGGUUUAAAAACAAAAAUCAAACCUGAUAUUUUCAAACAUAAUUUGGUUCAUACUCUUCUUAGAAAUCCCCGGUUUUCUAGCUUGCAGGGAAAGGACAAGGAAACGGGGAGCAUGAAAUGGAUUCCAACGCACGUAAACAUCGAUGAUCAUGUCAUUAUCGCGAAACUUGAUCCUAACAUGGAGUCAUCUGAAAAAUUUGUUGAAGAUUUCAUCUCUAAUCUUAGCAGAUCUCCUAUAGAAAGCACAAAACCCUUGUGGGAUCUCCAUAUCCUCGAUAUAAAAACUUCAGAAACGGAAGGCACAUGUGUCUUUCGCUUCCAUCACUCUCUUGGUGACGGAAUGUCUUUGAUGAAUCUUUUACUUGCAUGUGCAAGCAAAGCCUCAGAUCCUGAGGCUAUGCUUCCAGGGAAUACCAAGAAGUCAGGUGCUACCAAAGUUUCAAGCCUCUGGUCAAGACUCAGUGUUCUUUGGAACUCUUUUGUUGCUCUUGUGAUGUUUGUGUCGACAGCUUUGUUUCUAGAAGACACAAAAACACCUAUGAAAGGCUCGAUAGGUGUGGAGCAUAGGCCUCGGCGUUUUGUGAUUAAAAGUGUUAGCCUUGAUGAUAUUAAGUUGGUUAAAAACGCUAUGAAUGUGAAAGUAAAUGAUGUGGUACUUGGAGUCACACAAGCUGGAUUAUAUCGCUACCUACAUCGGAGAUACUGUGAGAGAGAUACUGAAUAUACAAAUAUUCCUGAAAACAUUCGCCUUCGUUCAACCUUGUUCUUCAACCUUCGACCCACUACUGAGAUUGAAGAUGUCACGGAUACAAGUAAGCAUGGAACAUGGGGAAACAAGAUAGGUUAUGCAUUAUAUUCUUUCAAAAUCGGUUUGAAAAAAGACCCUCUAGAUUAUGUAAGAGAUGCAAAGGCUGUCAUGGAUCGCAAGAAAGCUUCUUUGGAGCCCUUGUUCACUUAUUUCUUUGUUAACUUAAUCCUUAAGUUGUUUGGCAUCAAGGUUGCAGGAAAAUUGAAUUAUAAAGUUUUCUAUAACACGACAUUAUGGUUCUCUAAUGUUCCUGGACCGCAAGAGAAAAUCUGGCUUUUUGGACAUGAAGUAGCAUACAUUGCUCCUAGUUGUUACGGCCAACCAAAUGCACUCAUGAUUCAUGUGGUGAGUUACAUGGACAAAUUAACAUUUGUGUUAUCCGCGGAUGAAGAAACAAUCCCAAACCCUCACCAGCUAUCUCAUGAUCUUCAAGAAUCCCUACGCAUCAUCAAAGCUUCUCUAUAUUAAAGCCACACAA